AUAACUAACUAACUAUAAAUAUCUCUGUCACUUCCAAGCUUCCUAUCCGUACAACAAUGGAGGAUCCUUCUUCUUCUUCCUCUUCUUUUUUUUCCAAAUCCAAACAAAGGGUUUUUCAAUCAACCCAAAUCUCACUCCUUUUCCUCUUCUUCUUCUUCUGCACCAAUUUCAAACCCAUCGACUCCGCCACUCUACUCACACCCACUCCAUUUCCCAAUUUCGAAUCCGUAUACGAUCAAUACUGCUCCCACAUCGUCCCUCGAAACCCUUCACUCACCCACCGAUUCGAUCCCUCCAUCUCCUCUUCCUCACCUUCUCCAUUCCGAUUAGGUUACUUCAGAGGCGGCGCUCCAUUCCUCAACCAAAACCCAGAUUCCGAUUACUACGGCAGCACCGGCUAUAAAUCUCAAUCUAUAAACUUUUAUCCCUUUAACUCAGUCAAAACCCUAACCGGAGAUGUUUACCAGUUCCAGGCGAAUUUGAAUCUUCGUGACACUUCGGUGAACUCCACGCGCCGCCGUGGGUUGCGUUUGGUCCGAUUUAGGGGACCGAAAUCUGCGAUUCGAAGACGGCUUAGGUUUUCGCUUAGUGGGUAUUGGUCAGAAUCUUCUCGGAAGCUUUGUAUGGUUGGAUCUGGCUCAGCUGCUUUUAGUGGUAAUCUAAACUCUCUUAGUGUUGUUCUUAAACUUGAUUAUCCAAUUAAUGCUAACAAUAUCUAUAAUAGUUUGAUAAUUGGGAGUUUAGAGAGUUUGGAUGGAAGUUUUGAACAGAUUUCUUUAAUGGGUUUUUAUCAAGAACAAGAUUUGAGCUAUGAAUACAAAUUGGUAGGGAAAGAGAAAAAUGGGUGCGAAGAAGGAAUUGGGGAAAGUUUGUCUCUUGAAAACCAAGAUAAAUGUUUUGUUCUUAAUGCGAUUGAUCCAAGGUUUAAAUUUUAUUGUAAUGGUGAUGAUUGUGAUGUUCUUGGUAAGAGUCUUGGAUUUGUACCUACUCAUAUGUUUUAUCACAAGACUAGGUGUUCUACUAAUGAGACUAAAUGGCAAAUGUUGUUGAGUUUUUCUAACUCAACUGUUGAUAGUCCUAGGUUUUCUUUCACACCCAAAUCGAGUUUCAUUGCUGAAGGGGAAUGGAAUGCGAAAGACAAUAGAUUCUGCGGUUUUGGGUGUAGGGUUAUGAAUUUCACAGAGUCUUUUGCUAAUGCUUAUGUUGGGGAUUGUACAGUCGGGUUUAACUUGAGGUUUCCGGCUAGCUUUUCUUUGCGAAAUAGGAGUAGUGUUGUUGGAGAAAUUUGGAACACUACAAGUAUAGCGAAGAAGAUCAAGUUUAGGAGUUUUGAUGAAGAUUUGUUGGGUGUUUUGGGUUACCAAUAUAAGUAUAGUAAUGAGAUUGAUAGUGAGACAUUUGGAAGAACUUGUGGGAAAAAGAAUAUGGUUAAAGGAAGAAAGGGGAAGGCAUACCCGGUUGAGUACUCGUCUGAUAUGAGGUUUGAUAUGUCAAUACGAAACAGGAAAGGGCAAGUUGGUUGGGGUUAUUCGACACCAUUUUAUGUGGAGAAUCAGCUGUAUAGACCAAACCAGUUCUAUAGAGUUCCCACUAACUCACAACAGGUUAUGCAGACUCCGAAAAGUAGCCAAAGCAGCUUAAUGAAUAUAAGCUACAGGAUGAGCUUGACAUUCCCAACUGAUUUCAAGCUCGGUGGUGAGGGUUUUUCAUCGAAUAUGGAAAUAUCUGCUGAAGGAACUUAUGAUAGGGAUACUGGGGUGCUAUGCAUGAGAGGGUGUCGAAAUCUAGCAUCAAAAACUCAGAAUGCAGUUACAAAUCAUACAUUAGAUUGUGAAUUUACAGUUUUCGUUCAGUUUUCUCCUUUGAAAGCAAAUAGUGGCAAAAACAUCAAGGGAAGUAUUGAAAGUAGAAGGAAAAAGUCAGAUCCUUUCUACUUUGAAAGUUUAGAAUUGUCUUCUAAUUCACUUUACUCUGGCCAAGCUGCAGCCUCCAUAUGGAGAAUGGAUCUAGAGAUAACAUUAGUUCUCAUAUCGAAUACACUCACUUGUGUGCUUGUGGGGUUACAGCUCUUUCAUAUAAAAUCGCACCCAAAUGUUGUUCCAUUCAUUUCAAUCGUAAUGCUCGUUCUACUCACCAUGGGAAACAUGAUUCCUCUGCUGUUAAACUUUGAAGCCAUGUUCGUUGCAAAACGCAGCCAACAGAAUGUCUUUCUAGGAAGUGGUGGAUGGCUUGAAGUAAACGAAGUAAUCGUCAGAAUAGUAACCAUGGUAGCCUUCCUUCUACAGCUACGCCUACUCCAACUAACUUGGUCCUCAAGACAAGAAACCGAAAGCAAGAAAACCUUGUGGAACACCGAAACCAAAGUUCUCUACAUCACAUUACCAAUCUACAUUGGUGGGGCAUUCAUAGCAUGGCUUAUCAACCAUUUCAAGAACUCAUAUGGGAUUUCUUCACAACACAGGCACAAAUUCUACGUCGUGUCUCCAAUACAUAGAGAUCGACAUGUACAUUCCCUUUGGGAAGACCUUAAAUCCUAUGCUGGGUUAGCCUUAGACGGCUUCCUACUCCCUCAGAUACUCUUCAACGUGUUCUCAAACUCGGGGGAAAUGGCAUUGUCUCCAUUGUUUUACACAGGAACAACACUGGUUCGUCUUAUGCCUCACGCGUACGAUCUUUACAGAGCUCAUGCUUAUGCUUCAUAUUUGGAUUUGUCUUACAUUUAUGCAAGCCAUAAAAUGGAUUUGUAUUCGACUGCAUGGAACAUUGUCAUCCCAUUUGGUGGUCUGUUGUUAGCUCUUGUCAUUUUCUUGCAGCAGAAAUUUGGUGGUCGUUGCAUUUUGCCCAAAAGAUUUAGACAUAAUAAUAGUUCUUCUGUAUAUGAGAAAGUACCUGUUGUUAUAGGCAAUGAUGAUUUAUGAUUCUUUGUCUUUGUUACAUUUAAACAAAUUCUUAGAUAGAUAUAUAUAUUUAGAAGAGCAUGUACCACAAUUUUCAUCAAAAGAGAGAUCUUGUUGUUUUCUUGUUUC
Messenger RNA from Cannabis sativa, 3026 nucleotides. RefSeq lists its product as uncharacterized. NCBI's taxonomy places the organism in Eukaryota, Viridiplantae, Streptophyta, Magnoliopsida, Rosales, Cannabaceae. The transcript has a single exon. The record is from RefSeq and is a predicted model, not a curated record. Bases 57 to 2918 code for a protein of 953 amino acids. Gene Ontology annotation, cellular component: intracellular membrane-bounded organelle.